CUGGGUGUAAAUUGGGACGCAGCGUGAGCUUCCGGGUAGCUUAGCCAACUUACCUAAUGCCUCGUAUCGGAACGCUAUCUGCGUGGCGCUUUGUUCACUCACAACCAUCAUGUCCCCCACCAAGAACGCAAGAAAGGCUAGCUGCAGACUUUUCUCCUUUUCUUUGUUAAUAAAUAGAAUUAGGUGUUGGAAAAAGUCAAUAUAGAAGCACAAGACCCUAGAAGACACGCAUAAACCACAGGAACCAUGGGAACCGUUAAUGAUGUCAAGAUUGAGGACUCACCCUUCCCGUUGACAGACGUGGACAAGUGGAUUUUGUCGCAAACCGAUGAGGAGUUUAAGCUUCACGACUGGCAGGAUCUCAAGACCAUUAUUGACACCAACAACCUCUCCGUCCUGAAGCGAAAGCCCUCUGACCUCAGACGAUACAUGAAGUGGACUGCUGAAACCAAGAUUGAGUAUGGGAGCAUGACAAAUUAUAUUCUUGCCAACCGACUACCAAAGGCCUGGGGUCUCCCGCCAUUCACCCCCGAGUCCACUGUUCCCUUUGAGGUCGCCAGUGACUACAAAGUCCUACUUAACGACUGGCCGUACGGACUCGAGUCCAAUAUCACCCACAUUGUGGUCUGGACUCGCACCCUUAUCCCUACAGACAACCAAAAGGGCGAUCUGACCCCAGACAGCAAGAAGCUUCUCGAGGACUUUGUCCAGCGCUACUUCAUCGACCCUCUCGGCCCCGGCGGCGAAGACAAGAUCCUCUGGUUCAAGAACUGGGUAGCUCUGCAGAGUGUCCGAAGUCUGGAACACUUCCAUGUUCUGGUCCGCGAUGUUGACGACGAUAUGUUGGAGAAAUGGACUGGUGAGAGACCCAAGCGUAGCGCAUAAUCGAGGGAGUAUGAUAAUCUGGGAUGAGCACUUGAUGACGGCAUGAAACCAUUUGAUAGAGACUUUUCUUCUUUCAUAUACACAUUAAAAAUAGAUGAAUUUUUUAUGAUAACCAUAUGCUCUUAUGCAGCAGCUCUACGCUGUCUUCUGUUUCCUUGUGGCUGCUCUACAGCGUCACCACCAAGACCCUGCAUCUGGGCCAUCUUCUUUCGCCCCAUGCCGAACAAGCCAGCAGCAAGAUACAAGCCGUAUGCGGGCACAAUGGUCAUCAAGAACCAUCCGUAGUUUCCAAUCAACAUGGUAAGAAUAGCAGACGCCCAUGUGAUCCAGAUGAGAUCAAACAUAUACUCAGUCAACCCCUGAGCAGCCAUGUCCUCGCCAGAGGUCUUAAGCGCCUUGGUGGCGGGGUCGUAGCUAGGGCGGCCCGACGACUCGAGGACAUACUCGCAGACAAAGCUGGGGGCGGAGACAAUGGCAUAUGUCCACAGGGAGCGGCUGCGGAUGAGGAAGUGAAAGGCAAGGAAGAUGCCAUUGACAGCAAGAGAUCCGAUAUGCAGGUUGUUGAGCGUGGCCGUGUUGGCCUUUGCGCGAUCCUUCUUUGCCUUUUGGGCCAUGAUAAUGGGUUAUGCGUGUGAGUCAAACGGUUGGCCUGCAGGAUCUGGCAGGAGGACGUUGGCGAUGUUUCGAUACGCGCCGGGGUAUCCGGAAUAGGGCGAUUGGACAAUGGGGAGCGAGGGGCGGUGGUGUUGAGAUGGGCGGCUAAAAAACAGCGUGGUUGGUUGUCGGUGGUUGGUUUUUUUUUUUACUUGUUUUGGCUGCAACCAGCUACUGCACUGUAAUAUAGUGGGCUGGUAGGCACUGCUACAGCCGCUGUUACAGUGGUCUUAGCGCCUCCUAUUUAGCGA
This is a messenger RNA of [Torrubiella] hemipterigena, 1790 nucleotides long. Lineage: Eukaryota; Fungi; Ascomycota; Sordariomycetes; Hypocreales; Clavicipitaceae. The record is from the annotation of a GenBank genome assembly.